GAUCUUCAGAGAAAAAUGACUCGAAACUAAAAAUAGUAACACAGUGAACCAGCGAAAACAUGCAUGAAAAAAGAAUCAGAGGGGGGAAAAAGAGAUAAGAAUCAUAAAACAAAAAACUUCAACUGAAACCUGAUAAGGAGGAAAUUUCAAUAGUUGAAACUUGAUUGAGAGAUAUAACCAUGGCAUCACUUCGUCCAAAUGAUCAUGAAAAUUUGAUGAAAAAGCUGGCAAUUGUGCAGAAGAAAUCACUUGAUGUGAAGUUUGACCUUACCAACACCGACUAUCAGGCUGUGGAGAAUAUAGGUAUAGGUGCAUACGGUGUAGUGUGUUCAGCCAUUCACAGAAAGACUCAAGAUCGGGUGGCCAUAAAGAAAAUCCCAAGAAUAUUUGACUACUGUAAAAUAGGAACCACAACAUACAGAGAAAUAAAAAUUUUAAAACAUUUUAAACAUGAUAAUAUUAUUUCUAUCCGAGAUAUUAUCAAGCCGAAGGAAACAUUGGAGGAGUUCAAGGACAUAUAUGUUGUGUUUGAUUUGAUGGAAAGUGACCUUCACAAGAUUAUCUAUUCCAAACAAGAUCUUUCAGAGGAGCAUGUGAGGUACUUUCUCUACCAAUUACUGAGGGGACUCAAGUAUAUCCACUCGGCUAACGUUAUUCACCGAGAUCUGAAGCCAAGUAAUCUACUUGUCAAUGAGGACUGCCAGCUCAAGAUAGGAGAUUUUGGUAUGGCACGAGGUGUGUCGGCCUCACCAGAAGAGCCAAACCACUUCAUGACGCAGUAUGUGGCGACUCGCUGGUACCGUGCCCCAGAGAUCAUGCUAGCACUGGUAGAGUAUGGCGCGGCUGUGGAUGUGUGGUCUGUUGGAUGUAUAUUUGCAGAAAUGCUGGGACGCAAACAUCUCUUUCCAGGAAAAGAUUACAUUAGCCAGAUUAAGUUGAUAGUAGGAAUUCUUGGUUCUCCAUCUGAUCGACUUUUCCAGUUAUGUCAGUCAGAUCUCAUCAAGCAGUUUAUCACCAAACUGGGGAGGAAAGAAUCCAUAGCCUGGAACACUCUGUUUCCCAAGGCCAGUAAAAAGGCUCUGGAUCUUUUGGGGAAGAUGUUGGUGCUACACCCGGGUGACAGAAUCUCUGUGGAUAAUGCCCUGAAACACCCAUACCUCAACAAAUACCAUGACCCUGAUGAUGAGCCAAUAUGCCUGCCAACAUUUAACUUUGAUUUUGAGAAUGAGGAGAUGACAACAACAAAGCUUCGCAAUAUUAUCUACAAGGAGAUCAUGGAAUAUCAUGAGCCAAAGACCUCUGUAAUGAAAUUCACAGCCUGUCUGAAGCCAGUUCCGCGGGAAUCGACCUGUACUGUUUCCACGCCGCCAAAACAGGAUAGUUCCAGUACACAAAAUUUAUUAAAUCAAAAGCCUGGAUUAGAUGGAUUGCAGGUUGUUCCACAAAUCCAGACAAAGGAUGAAUUCAAGCGACCCAUGACAGUUAAAAAGAAUGAUGAAAGAGUGACUCUUGAUAAGGAUAGUCUUAAAAUGCCCACAAAUGAUGUUGAAAUGCCUAGUGCUAAGUCAGAAAGUGGUGACCCUCAGGCUACUGCUCCAGGAUCCCGCAUCAAGGAGGAGGUCCAGCAGGAAAUGAAAAAGGAGAAUAAGACAAUUUCCUCUGACACAAAGGCUUUAGUGAAGGCAGCACUGUUAAACUCUAGCCUGAAGAAACAACGUCACGAAUCCUCUGUGGAUACAGAUGACAGACCAAAACCUAUCACUGCAGCACAAAGACAGAAGGAGAGGGAAGAAAAAAGGAGGAAAAAGAAAGAAAAGGCUUUAGAGAGGACAAAAAAGAAGAAAGACCAGAAAGCUGCUGCUGAUGCUGGGGGACUCCUGACAGAUGCAGACAGAGAACUUCUUAAUAGGUGGUCAAAGAUGCAGAAAGUUAACCAUCCUAUCGCACCCAAACCUGAAAUCAAGUCCAACCCUCCACAUCAGCCAACAAACUGCAAUAUGAUAUCUAUUGGUGAGACCGGUCAAACGCUGGGGCAGCAACGCCUCCAACAGUACCUGGCCAAUCAGAAGAAGGCUGCAGAAAGCCGCACAUAUGACUCUGACCCACAGGUCAACCCUGCCAGUACUGUAGGUCCAGGUUCUGACAGAACUCUAGCAGGAAGCAAUAUAUCUCAGUCUGGUAGCCAACAUCAGACAACCAGUUUCUCUCAGGACAGUACACAAAAGAACUGCCAAACAUCAACCUCUAGUAUGCCAGGUCUACAAGCUGGUAACAGUCAGAAUGUAACAAAAGUUGGGGAUGUAUCCUCUAAUGUCACCAAACAACAUGACAUGUCAUAUACUCAGCAACUCUCACUACUAGCAGGAAGUCAUAGCAACCAAGGCAUAAUUGGUAAUCUUGUCCAAACGCAAGGAAUGAUGGAAGGCGGAAUUCGUAAAUCAGAGGAUGGUAACAUGACUAAUGAUCUUUCAACAAUUAGUUUUGAGAACUUAAAGAUGCUUGGGAUUAUUAAUCCCCAAACAACAACUACAAAUUUUCAGCAAGGGCACUUCUUUAGCACACCUCAGCAAACUGUUCCCUUUGGUGGCUCUGGAGGGGAGAGUGUAGUUAGUGAUAAUAGAAUCUCAGCCUCAUCUCUUCCUCAAGAUGAAAAUCAAAGUCAGUCCUUCUCACAAGUUCGAGGACCUGUUUCUCAUGGGUCCCCAGCAUCCCCUCAUAAAGAAUACAGUAAUCACAGCUCGCCUGAGAGUUACCAAUCACAGGGCUCACCAGAGUAUUACCAAGGAGAAAAACAGGACCAAGGCAACAAUCGUUUAGGGUCAUACACUGAGCCCAGUCCUCCUGAUCAUCAGCAGGGGACACAUGAAACUGUGUUUCAGCAGAGAUCACCUCAGUCAACAUUUGACCAACAGCAAUCACCUCAGUCAUUAUUUGGACAGCAGAAUUCUCCGCAAUCAACUUUUGGUGAGUUUGGUCGAAGACCAAGUGAUGACCAACUCAGCAACACCGACAGUCAGUCAAGCAAUACUGGUCUGACCGGUGCCAUACUGUCAAUGAACACGAUACAAGAUCUAAGUGGACAUAUAAAUCAGAUACCAUUCGCUCCAGUGGCCAUGGACAACGAUAGCAAUCAUGGACACUACUUUGCUAAUGGCUCCCAAAUACCAUUCAAACAUGAUGCAACUGCACAAGAUCAGUCACACCAGCAGUCUUAUUUCGCUCAGGGUUCCUCCAUGCACCCUGGCCAGUCUUUGAGCAACCAUCUUUUAUUCAAUGCUAAUUCUCCACCAGACUUGAUUACCUCUCUGUCCCGACAGUUGUCAAGGUCACAGGUUGAUGACCCCUGUCCACCUGCCCUAGCCCUGACUCCACGUGGUACUGGAGCUGGAUAUGGUGUGGGAAUGGACUUGGAUGCCCUGAUGGUUGAUGCCCAGGAAAUUGGAGCCCGUCCAGAACCUUCACCUCUGUCCUCCUCCUUGUUGACAGACUGGAUGGAAGUGACCGGUGACCUCAAUAUAGAUAUGGAUGCCCUGGAGCAGGAGUUGAGUCUCCAGUCUCCUAUGACUUUGUCCUACAAUGACCUUUCUAUGUACACCACCUGAUCCAAAGUCAAUGUCGUAUUGAUGGUGAUAAAGGGAUUGUUACAGCCUAACUUUAUUUUAAGGGGAGAUAACCUGGUUAUCCUACAAUGACCUCUCUAUGUACACCACCUGAUCCAAAGUCAAUGUCGUAUUGAUGGUGAUAAAGGGAUUGUUACAGCCUAACUUUAUUUUAAGGGGAGAUAACCUGGUUAUCCUACAAUGACCUCUCUAUGUACACCACCUGAUCCAAAGUCAAGGGCAUAUUGAUGAUGAUAACAGGAUUGUUACAGCCUAACUUUAUUUCAAGGGGAGAUAACCUGGUCAAUAAGAACAUUCUAUAAGUAACCUAUUUCAAAGAACUUACAUUUGCUGAUUGUUAUCAAACUUAUGAAAGAGAUGGUUGUAGGGAUAGAAGUGGAAGAGUUACUAAUCUUCUCAAAUCAAAAUUGUUAAUGCUUUUACAUGUUUUGUUGUAUACUAAAAUGCUGGGCAUUUAUAUUUAUGAUUUGUCAUAUAAAUGAACAAUUUAUAUGUUGCACCAACUAGUCUGAAUUGUAAUAAAGCAGAAGUUCAAAGAUA
Messenger RNA from Pecten maximus, 4160 nucleotides. Its product is annotated as mitogen-activated protein kinase 7-like. Gene Ontology annotation, molecular function: ATP binding; MAP kinase activity. Gene Ontology annotation, biological process: intracellular signal transduction; cell surface receptor signaling pathway; protein phosphorylation. Bases 180 to 3602 code for a protein of 1140 amino acids. Gene Ontology annotation, cellular component: cytoplasm; nucleus. NCBI's taxonomy places the organism in Eukaryota, Metazoa, Mollusca, Bivalvia, Pectinida, Pectinidae. The record is from RefSeq and is a predicted model, not a curated record. The transcript has 9 exons.